CAAAAUGGCGGGUCAUCGACACCACGCUGGAUGCGAACACUCGAGUGCAGACAGCUCUCCAGAGCUUGGUAUAGAAUAUAGUUUAUUUAAUAAGAUUGAUAUUGAUCACGUGGAAUGUUUAAACGAAGAAGUCGAUGGUUCGGGAAAAUAUAUAUUUAAACCAUGGGAGAAGAGACUAGAUCUAGAAAAGUACGUAGACAGCGACGUCGACGAAGAAUUGCUGUUUAACAUUCCUUUCACCGGAAAUGUAAAGUUAAAAGGUAUUAUAGUAAUCGGAGGAGAAAACGGAAGCCACCCUUCCAAAAUGAGGCUAUUCAAAAAUAGGCCUCAUCUAUCAUUUGAUGACGUCGGUGCCACUCCGGAUCAAGAAUUUGAAUUAUAUCCCGAUCCCACGGGAACGUUAGAAUAUUCGACAAAGAUAGUAAAAUUUUCUAGUAUGUAUUAUCUUUCCAUACAUUUCCCAAAAAAUUUUGGAAGUGACAAAACAAGAAUAUAUUACAUAGGUUUACGAGGAGAAUUUUCAGAGGCUCAAAGGCAGGAGGUUGCCAUUUGCUCUUACGAAGCAGCUCCCAAUCCGGCCGAUCACAAGACAACUUUAUUCGAAAACGUUUCACGCGAAGUGCUUUAAACGUUUUUUUUUAAAAAAAUAAUAAUAACGUUUUUUGUAAUUUAUUUUCUUCUACUUUCAACGUUUGUCGCUGUAUAAAGCCGAAAGAAGGCAAAAACUGCGAGAUGUAAAUCUAUAAAUGAAUUUCUGAAUUAAAAAAAUUAUUAAUUUUUCUCAA
Molecule: messenger RNA, 785 nt
Organism: Centruroides sculpturatus (bark scorpion)
Lineage: Eukaryota; Metazoa; Arthropoda; Arachnida; Scorpiones; Buthidae
Product: PITH domain-containing protein CG6153-like
Exons: 6
Coding region: 5-628 (207 amino acids)
Cellular component (GO): nucleus
Source: RefSeq, a predicted model, not a curated record